ACUCAGGGAUCCCGGCGAUGCAGUGCGCUCCCGCAACUGCAACAGUCUCAUCAACACCAUUUGCGGCCUGCUGGUCUGCCCGGCCAUCGUGCUCUCCGCUGCCGUGUUCCUGCUCGAAAGCACGAGGGACCCGCGGUUCAUCGGACUGCGAGCUUACGAGGAACCAGACCAUCACGGCUUUGCUGACUGGGGAAACAUAUCCGACUUAUUACCAAGCGCCAACCACACUGCUACAUUGCGUGGUGAAAUCCUCGACGCGGGAGACUACUUAUGGAACGUCGGCGAUGUCAACUUCACGGAAGAAGAGCCUGAAAUUCCUGUGAAAUUACACUGGAUGACGGUCGCUGAGGGUCACCAUCCGCGGUCAUCGGUGGCCGUGAACUUCGAUGGCCGUGAGCUCUACUACGCUGGGCGCGCCGACCGAGGGGAUGCUUGGACGCCAUGCCUCGUGCACCAGAAAGAUAGGCCCACUUGCGUCUCGAGUUCAGGAAAAGUGAGGAGCGGGUACUUCCAGUACUUGCUGGAAACCGAAGGCUUGUUGCUGUCCUGGCUGCCCGCUGGACAUCACGGCGCCAUCCCCGACAAUGCGGUCAGGGCAGACCCGGAUGCUUCGGGAGACGUCAUCGUCUUCGCCAGGCAGCUCAAAUACGAGGACCAAGGGCUGCCCUCAGGUGGUCUGCUGUCUUCGGCGCGGAGGGUGCUCUCCGGUCCGGAUGGCGUGGCGCGGACACCGUCGCCUUCGCUGCAGGUGCUGACCAAGCAGCUGGACGCCUUCCCCAGCGAGCGGUGGCUGCCCGCCGUUCUGCCUGCCAGCGCGCCUCUGUAUCCGGCAAGAAUCCAGGGCAGCGAGCUGAUGGCAUGGCGCGUCGGCCGCACAGUACUAAGGGGCGAAACACUUCCUUGCUUCGCUGACAAGCAUGGCUGCCUGGUGGCAGAACCCGCAACAGGCCGCUGCCGGCUGGCAGCCGCCUUCGAAUACCUCGCGCAAAGCCGAGGAACUCGCUACCGCUGGCACCCACUCUCCGAGUCUCAAGUCACGGGAGCAAAAUUGUUUUAUGGGAUCUUCAGUGAAGUGGCCCCGGCGGUCAUCGUCGGGCACGGGGCCUCUGAUCGAAGGCUUCUGGCGGCCAGGGCUAGUCACUAUGGCUUGCUCGUGCUGGGCUAUCUGGCCGUUGACAGACUGGGUUCCGUUGUCGGAGGCGGCCAAGUGAUAGGCUGUGACCCGAGGGGAGCGCACGACGCGCCUCUGGUCGCUGCUCGCCACGAUGUCAGGGUGCUGAUAAAGACAGCCGCGGAGUCGUCGUAGGCAGCAGCAUGCAGAUGCUGCGUUUACAUUGAUCACACCAAGACACAGAUGUUUAUAUUGCUGUGUCGUGGUUUUAACUGUUUCAUACUUUUCUUGAUUUACGUGUUAUUUUGUGCAAAACCGUUGCCUUCGUUGUUGAAACCUUGCCGAACAUUGGGACGUAUGACAAGCGCGAGGACACUGGCCGCUGAAUAAAUCAAACCAAGCGAGUUUAUCAUUAGGAAUUUGAACACUAGUGUUGUAGUACUCGGUGACAGCAUUAUUCUGCGUUCCGAGACACGAGUUGCACUACCCAGGCAAUGCUUUGUUGACUGCCAGGUUGAGCGAUAGUGCUUUCAAAAUUCCAGCGCAUCAGUUCUAUCUUCGAAAUAAUGCGCUUGGUAGCACGUUCGAGAGUCGUUUAUGUCAUUUU
Molecule: messenger RNA, 1718 nt
Organism: Dermacentor albipictus
Lineage: Eukaryota; Metazoa; Arthropoda; Arachnida; Ixodida; Ixodidae
Source: RefSeq, a predicted model, not a curated record